Molecule: messenger RNA, 1194 nt
Organism: Stomoxys calcitrans (stable fly)
Lineage: Eukaryota; Metazoa; Arthropoda; Insecta; Diptera; Muscidae
Product: probable 18S rRNA (guanine-N(7))-methyltransferase
Exons: 3
Coding region: 104-931 (275 amino acids)
Biological process (GO): rRNA (guanine-N7)-methylation
Cellular component (GO): nucleolus
Molecular function (GO): rRNA (guanine) methyltransferase activity
Source: RefSeq, a predicted model, not a curated record
GCCUUAAUAACUUUUAUUCGGCAUGGAUGUUUGGUUGUAACAUAAACAACAACACGUGUUUUGGCAUUGGACAAAGAAAAUAAAUAUUUGGAAUAUUGAAAUUAUGGCUAGAAGGCCGGAACAUUCUGCCCCACCGGAGAUCUUCUACAACGAUGAUGAGGCCAAGAAAUACUCUAACAACACCCGAAUUAUUGAAAUUCAGGUUGAAAUGGCCGAACGUGCUUUGGAAUUACUAAACUUGGAUGAAGAUGAGCCCUAUCUAAUUCUAGAUAUUGGCUGUGGAUCGGGCCUUUCCGGUAGCGUUCUUGAAGAUAAUGAUCACAUGUGGAUUGGAGUGGACAUUUCAAAAUCUAUGUUAGACAUAGCUGUGGAAAGAGAGGUAGACGGAGAUCUAAUAUUGGGCGAUAUGGGUCAAGGAAUGCCUUUUAAACCUGGUACAUUCGAUGGAGCUAUUUCAAUAUCUGCCCUACAGUGGCUUUGCAAUGCUGAUAAAACUUCACACAAUCCUCACAAGCGAUUGUAUAAAUUUUUUUCUACGCUCUUUGCUUGCUUGACACGGACGGCUCGUGCUGUGUUUCAGUUUUACCCUGAAAAUGCUGAUCAAAUUGAAAUGGUAACAACACAAGCGAUGAAAGCAGGAUUUUAUGGAGGAAUUGUUGUUGAUUAUCCUAACUCUACAAAAGCUAAAAAGUACUUUUUAGUUCUUAUGACAGGUGGAGCUGCGCCAAUGCCCAAGGCUUUAGGCAACGAAGAAGAUGAAAAACGCAUUAGUUAUAUAAAGAAAAGAGAAAUGUCGAGAGAUAGUAGAGGGAAGCCUCUUAAGAAAUCCCGUGAUUGGAUAUUAGCCAAAAAGGAACGUAGACGAAGACAAGGAAAAGAUACCAGACCGGAUACCAAAUACACUGGGCGUAAGCGCAGUGCUCGUUUCUAAAUGCGUAUAGUCCUCAUUUAACAAUUUAAUUUUUAUUUCAAUCACAUUUUCACAUUUAAUCUUAAGUAAUUGUACCUACAAUUGGCUAAACUUCGAGUAGAACUAUCUUGUAAUAUCCUUUUCUGAUUCAUUUUUUAAUUUUUCCUCGGCUAACCGAAUAGCCUUUUCCUUGGGUGUAUCAUACGAACUUUCUGAAUAGAAUUUCAGAUAACCUAAUGCGGAUAGAACCAUAAUAGCAAAUAAAAGUAUUUCGUUUUGCAGAA